AUGGCGACGAUAAAUUCUGCGUCUACUACUGGCGCCGAUUUCGCCUCCGACUUACGCCGCCGAAAUGUCGCCCACGCGGAAAGCCCAGGCAAAGGCCUGUACGAGCCUCUCGAAAAGGAACGGAAGGCCAAGAACUCUUCGUAUCUCUCUGUGUUGGAUCGCUGGGAGUCUCUAAUCGUGCCCGUCAUCCUAACGGCUCUGGCUAUCUUCACGCGAAUGUACCGCAUUGGCCGCUCUAAUAUCGUGACGUGGGACGAAGCACAUUUCGGAAAGUUUGGCUCGCAUUAUCUGAAACGCGAAUUUUACUUCGAUGUACACCCACCGCUUGGGAAGAUGCUCGUUGGAUUGUCCGGUCUUUUGGCUGGUUACAAUGGGUCUUUCGAGUUCAAGUCCGGCGAAACAUACCCCGAGGACCUCAACUAUACUUUUAUGCGCGUCUUUAAUGCUGCAUUCGGAGUCGUCUGUGUGCCACUGGCGUACUACACCGCUCGCGAACUUGGUUUCCGGAGAGCUACCGUCUGGCUCGUCAGCUUGAUGGUCUUGUUCGAGAACUCGUAUGCCACUAUCUCCCGAUUCAUUUUGCUUGACUCGAUGCUUCUUUGCUUCACCUUCACCACGACCUUCUGUUGGGCAAAGUUCCACCGCCUGCAGCACGCCAGCUUCACGCCUGAAUGGUUCACUUGGCUUUUCUUGACUGGAAUCAGCAUCGGCUGUGUCUGCAGUGUGAAGUGGGUCGGUCUCUUCUGCACUGCUCUGGUUGGACUUUACACUGCCGAAGACCUCUGGAAUAAGUUUGGUGAUCGCAGAAUCUCGGAUGUCACUCUUGGGAAACACCUCGUUGCUCGCGUGAUCGGAUUGAUUAUUGUGCCUGCCCUGGUCUAUAUGUUCUCCUUCUAUGUGCAUUUCUGGAUCCUCGAGAACAGUGGACCGGGAGAUGCGCAGAUGAGCUCGCUUUUCCAAGCUAACUUGAAAGGCACGGAGGUCGGCAAGGAUAGUCCUUUGGAGGUAGCCUUUGGCUCCCGCGUCACGAUUAAGAACAGGGGCUAUGGUGGUGGACUUCUUCAUUCUCAUGUCCAGACAUACCCGGAAGGCUCCCAACAACAGCAAGUUACUUGCUAUCACCACAAGGAUGCGAACAACGAUUGGUUCAUCUACCCGAACCGCAAUGAGCCCGACUACGAUGCCAAUGCUCCGCUGAAGUUCCCCGGUGACCGCGAUGUCAUCCGCCUUAUUCACGGACAGACCGGACGUAACCUGCACUCUCACGCCAUAUCUGCUCCUGUCACGAAGUCGCACUAUGAAGUCUCCGGUUACGGAAAUAUCACCAUCGGGGAUGAGAAAGACCACUGGGAAAUCGAGGUUGUGGAUGACGCUGCCUCGAGGGAUAGGAGCAGGGUUCGGACCCUCACGACGGCUUUUAGAUUGCGACACCCUGUUCUGGGCUGCUAUCUUCGAGCGGGCAAUGUUAACUUGCCUCAAUGGGGCUUCAAACAAAUAGAGACGACAUGCGUGAAGGAAAACAAGCCCCGGGAUGUUUACACUCACUGGAAUAUUGAGUCCCACUUCAAUGAGCGACUCCCACCCGGUGACCCUGGAUCUUACAAGUCUCCGUUCUUCAAGGACUUUAUUCACCUCAAUGUUGCUAUGAUGACGUCCAACAAUGCUCUUGUCCCCGACCCGGAUAAGCAGGACGAUCUGGCCUCCAAGUUCUGGCAAUGGCCGAUCCUCAAUGUCGGUCUUCGCAUGUGUUCUUGGGAUGAUAACACCAUCAAGUACUACCUCCUUGGAAAUCCCUUUGUCUACUGGGGCAGUACUGCUAGUCUUGGGGUCUUCGGGCUAUUGGUCCUCUGGUAUCUCGUGCGGUGGCAGCGUGGAUACAAUGACCUGACGCAGGGUGAAAUCGACCACAUCCAUUAUUCUGGGAUAUACCCUGCCAUUGGAUGGGUGCUCCAUUACAUCCCCUUCGUUGUUAUGGCACGCGUGACAUACGUCCAUCAUUACUACCCGGCUCUUUAUUACGCCAUCCUGACGUUUGGAUUUUGUACGGACUGGCUUACCCGGAAUGCUCACAAUAAGGUCUAUUGGGCGAUACACAUCGUUCUCUAUGCCGUUAUCAUUGGGCUGUUCACAUACUUUAGGGUCAUCGUGUUCGGUAUCGAAGGUUCUAGCCAGCAGUGGGCUCAUCUGGGUUGGUUGAGUGGCUGGCGGAUUGCCAACUAA
Molecule: messenger RNA, 2220 nt
Organism: Aspergillus terreus NIH2624
Lineage: Eukaryota; Fungi; Ascomycota; Eurotiomycetes; Eurotiales; Aspergillaceae
Gene: pmt2
Product: protein O-mannosyl transferase
Exons: 5
Coding region: 1-2220 (739 amino acids)
Biological process (GO): protein O-linked glycosylation via mannose
Cellular component (GO): membrane; endoplasmic reticulum
Molecular function (GO): dolichyl-phosphate-mannose-protein mannosyltransferase activity
Source: RefSeq, a predicted model, not a curated record